GUCCAUUGACUUCAUUUCCAUUUGCAAGCUAUUAGAGAAAAAGAAAUAUGGUUCGAAAGAAAGAUCGAUUUUGGAGGUAUGUUGAAGACCUAGAUGGCCGUUUCAAAUGUAACUUUUGUCGACGUGAUUUUGCUGGGGGUGCUUCUAGGAUUAAAUUUCACUUGGCAGGAGUUAAAGGUCAUGCUAUAGAUAUUUGUGCCAAUGUGCCAGAAGAUGUUCAAAAAGAAGCUUAUCUAGUAAUUGGAGGGAGUAAUAAAAAACUUAAGAGUGCAUCAAGUUCAAGCAAUGCUAAAGAGAGUAAAACCACUUCAUGUUCAAUAUCGAGAGACCUAUGCCAUGCUACCAAUUCAAAGAUGUGUGGUAAAAAAGAUAAGAGUGCAGUGGACAAAUUGCUUGCCCGACUUCUUAUAGUAAAUAACAUAUCAUUUGAUGUUGUUCAAACGACAUCCUUUAUUUGCUUUGUGCAAGGUGUUGCUGAUUAUGGUCCUGAAUAUAAGUUACCCUCUAAUUUGACUUUGCAAAGGAAAUUAAUACCAAAUUUGAAGGUCGAAGUUGAAGAGUAUAUUAGAAGAAUUAAGAAUUCUUGGUCGGUAACUGGUUGUACUCUUAUGUCAAGCAUAUGGAGUGAUUUGGAUCAGAGAGCAUUUAUCAAUAUUAACGCAAAAUCUCCUAGUGGAGCAAUAUUUUUGAAGUCAUUUGAAGUUUCGAAGGAUAAAAUAACAACACUAUAUAUUAAAGACAUCAUUUCUUCAGUAAUUGAAGAAAUUGGAUCUGAUAAUGUUGUUCAAUUAAUCAUUGAUAAUACUACAAAUUUUGAGUUAGCUGGAGACAUGCUUAUUGGCAAGUACCCUCGGUUGUACAAAACCCGAUGCGCUACUUGUGGCAUUCAAUUGCUUUUGAAGGAUAUAUGUGAGGAAGUUGAUUGGGUGCAAAAGAUAAUUAGUGAUGCAAAAUCAAUUGUUUCGUAUAUGUAUAUGGAUAGUAUCAUUUUGUCGCUCAUGAGAGAGUACACAAACCAUAAAGAAUUGAAACAUCUUGGUACAGGUAGGUCUUCUAGCUUCUUGAUGCUUCAAUCUAUUUUGAAUGUUCGAGAUGAAUUGCAGUUACUUGUUGCAUCUUCCAAGUGGAAAGAAUUGAAUCAUAAUGAAAAGGACACUUGUAAAGAAGUGGUUGCUAGUAUUAUCCAAAGUACAGAAUUUUGGAGUCAAGGGAAAGAGGCACUACUAGUUUUGGAGCCUUUGGUUCAUGUUCUUCGAUUGGUAGAUAGUGAUUGGUCAACUGCAGGAUACUUAUAUGAAGCACUGGAAAUGGCAAAAGAAGCAAUUAAGCAACAAUGUGCUAGCAAUCAAGACAAAUAUAUGCAGAUAUGGGAGUUAGUUAAUUGUAGGUGUACUGAAAAUAUAAUCCACCCAAUUCAUGCUGCUGCGGCAUUUUUGAAUCCAUCUUACUUGUGUAGUGAGAAAUUUAAAGAGAAUAGUGAGAUAAAAGAUGGUAUAAGUUUCAUUUUGGAGAAUUUGAUGGUUAUUGAAGAAAGGGAAGAUUUCAUGAAACAAGUGCAACUUUAUCGCAAUAAAGUACCAAGCUUGUUUACAGUUACAGCAAAGACAAUGUUGAAAACAUCUCAUCCUAGAAUAUGGUGGGAAUUCUGUGGAGAUCGUCUUCCUAUCUUACAAAGGUAUGCCAUUCGAAUUUUGAGUCAACCUUGUAGUUCAUCCUCGUGUAAGCGAAAUUGGAAUGCAUUUGAGGUAACACAAACAAAGAAGCCAAACAUGUUGACGUCUGAGAUGUUGGAUAAUAUGGUGUAUGUAAGAUUGAACUCAAUGAUGAUGGAGAAAUUUAACACUGGUGAAUCUCUAGACUUGGAGCCAAUUUAUCUUGACAAACUUAAUGAGCUUCCUGAAUAUGUUGAUCAUGAACAAUUUUGGGAGGAUGAUGCAUUCAGUGGAGUAGUUGAAAAGGUUAUUGAUGACUAA
This is a messenger RNA of Quercus lobata, 1973 nucleotides long. RefSeq lists its product as uncharacterized. Lineage: Eukaryota; Viridiplantae; Streptophyta; Magnoliopsida; Fagales; Fagaceae. The record is from RefSeq and is a predicted model, not a curated record. Gene Ontology annotation, molecular function: DNA binding; protein dimerization activity. Bases 48 to 1973 code for a protein of 641 amino acids. The transcript is spliced from 3 exons.